GUGUGGAAGUACGCCCAGCAACACCGCGAUCACUUCCUCUUGAGGCUUUUCCCGCCCUUCGAAAAUAAGAGACAUCGUGCCGCCCGCUUAUAGCUCCGUGGACGAACGACGGGAAGAAACAAAUCAGAUCCUCAUGGGAAAUUCCCACGUAAUCAUCUCUACUCUUCCGAUAGACGCUGACACCCACAGUCUCAACGACUCUCUGUUCCUUUUUUUUCUUACUCUAACCUCGCAGCAAACCCACCUGCCAAACGGAUCAUCCUCAUCAGCACCCUUCACGUUGCCCCAUGCCAUGCUACUCGUCUCGCCAUUUUUCUUUUUCUUCGCCAAGAUCCAUCUUGCUUCUCACCGGAAGAUCGUCCGCAGGCUACCAUACCGCUUCUUCCGAAAAAGGCCACGCGACGCCUUCCCCUCUCCCGUAUACUUUUGUUGCAGGACAUAUUCAUUAAGCGUACUAACAUACUGCAAGGAGUAACAAAAGGAAGAAAGAAGAAAGAAGAAGAAAAAGGAAGAACGGGCGUUGUGGUUGUCAUCUGGCCAAGAUCCUCCUCCCCAACGGCGAUGAUACCUCC
Molecule: messenger RNA, 572 nt
Organism: Sodiomyces alkalinus F11
Lineage: Eukaryota; Fungi; Ascomycota; Sordariomycetes; Glomerellales; Plectosphaerellaceae
Exons: 1
Coding region: 134-475 (113 amino acids)
Source: RefSeq, a predicted model, not a curated record